UUUAUGUAAUCUGCAACCAAACUAUAAAUCCACCUUGCUCUCUUCAUCAAGGUAGUUCGCCAUGUCCGUCCCUCCAUUCGAUUCCACUGCCUACUUCAUGGAUGUAUGGUCAAAGAAUCGACAUCACUCCUGCCGGACUGAGCGGGAAGUCUAUAACACAGCAGAAACGGACAAGGCCGAUAUCUGCGCUUUUGGUUUCAGGAAUCGUACCAUGCCACAUAGCAUUCGUGCCCACGAUCAGUGAGGAGAGCAUGGUGAAGCUGGUACCGUUCGGUUCAGGUACUAAGACACACCGCCGUUAUUUAACGCGCUCUGCACGCUUACUUGGCUUGCAUCCACCAGUUGGUUUAACACAGUCACGAACCACUCGCCUAUCAUCUCAUUUGCAUACAACCACAGCUCCGGGCCGCUUCAAGGACACAAUCGCGAACUUGAAGAACAGGCAAGGAUUCACUGUGAACACCAUCAGCGAGCCAUCCGUCCAGAAUGCACAUGCAACUGUUACAGACGCUCCUCCCGGCGCCGACGAGUGGAACAACGGUCUGACAAAGGAAAAAUACGUAUGCGUGCACCUUCGUGAUACGACAUAUGCGCCAACAACCAGGUGUUCAGGUGCAAAUAAAAGCCUCCCGCAUCAAGGAAAACACUUUCAGCAUGGAUAUCAUUGACAGCAUAAAGUGGAUGUUCUAACUCUCGCACACUUUGUGGCAGCGUUCUUGACGAGACGUUUCAAUGGGCUCAUGUACGGAUGCUUGCCAUUAUAGUUCACAUUUGCUAUCCAAGUACAGAAGCCUCAACGUCCUCACACUCGUUCAGAGCUGGAACU
Suillus subalutaceus is the source of this 826-nucleotide messenger RNA. RefSeq lists its product as uncharacterized. Bases 102 to 668 code for a protein of 188 amino acids. The transcript has 4 exons. The record is from RefSeq and is a predicted model, not a curated record. Lineage: Eukaryota; Fungi; Basidiomycota; Agaricomycetes; Boletales; Suillaceae.